CACCAGUAUGGGGGGUAAGAAAGGAUCUAUCAGCAUUCCCGGGCGUUUCAUCACAAAUCCGAUGGGAUAUAAACUACGAUUCUGCUGUUGAACGGCCCACGAAACCAUGAAGCCACACAAAGCUACACGGACCACAUCAAAAGCCCACACCCCAUAGCCAACACUGGGGAACAGUCAAUCGCCAAUUGAAGGUCACUACCAGACCAGAGAGCGCCCAGAAACCCCAGAUUCAAGAGCAAAGAUGGCUCCCUUCCCCCAAGAUCCAAGCCUGCCCGGGUACAUUUCUCUAUCCACCGAGAAGCUCCAGUCCCUCGCCCAAGACCUCAACCUGCAACCCACCCAGACCCUCAAACAAGUAGCCGCCGCCCUCCAAAGGCGACAAUCCGCCCCAGCAACCACAGUAACCGUGGUAUCCGACUCCGGCGGCGGCGGCGGAAAGGGGUCCUCGCUCAGCGGCGGCGCCAUCGCGGGCAUCGUCAUCGGCUCCAUCGCGGGGUUCCUGCUGCUGUGGUGGAUCGUCUACUCGUGCACCAACAUGGGCGCGCCGCCGCGCGGCGAGCCGGCGGCCCAGCAGGCCGCGUGGUACGACGGCGUCCGCGACGAGUACCCACCGCGCAGCCCCGGUCGCCGGUCGUCGCGCAGCCGGUCGCACCGGAGGAGGUCGACCGAGGUCAGGCACUCGAGGCCCGUCGCCGUCGUAGCUGGGGGGAGCCCCAGGGCACCGACGUAUGUGUAUGAGAGGGAUGGUAGGGAUGCGAGGAGCGGGAGGUCGAGGGAGCACCGGAGUCGGAGUCGGUACUGAGGGGGAGGUUUGGUAGCGAUGGGUUUCCGAUGCUGAGGGGAGGUUGGAAGACGGUUGGGAUUAGGCUGUCGAGUGAGAGAGAGGACGACCUCGAGGAGACUUUUGAGUUAUUGAGAUUCUUCGAUCAUCGGCACAGAGGAUAUACAUGUCUCUGUCACCACUUAUUUUCCUUGGGUGUACCACUCCAGACAUGGGUUUUUCUUUCAUCAUGGUUGACGUGGACAGGGGCACGACGAUAGGAUUGGUGACUCAAGGAGGCGUUGAACGGAAUCGAUUAAGCCACCGGCGUUU
Messenger RNA from Phialemonium atrogriseum, 1093 nucleotides. RefSeq lists its product as uncharacterized. The record is from RefSeq and is a predicted model, not a curated record. The transcript has a single exon. NCBI's taxonomy places the organism in Eukaryota, Fungi, Ascomycota, Sordariomycetes, Cephalothecales, Cephalothecaceae. Bases 242 to 802 code for a protein of 186 amino acids.